UCUUUUCGUUGCGUAAGCUUCUCCCCACACGACACCCUGAACUUGACUUGCGAAGAUGAAAGAAACCGUAACUAAACACGUUUUUCAACAUCCUUGGGACACAGUAGUACAAGCUGUGUGGAGAAAAUAUCCAAAUCCAUUGACUAAAUCUGUUUUUGGAACUGAUAUAGUUGAGCGCCAGAUUAACAAACAAGGAAUCCUGGAAACUCAUAGGUUGAUGAAGACCAAGUGGCAUAUUCCAUCUUUUGCUAGAGCGUUACUAGGGGACCAGAAACUUGCUUAUGGAAGUGAACAUUCAGAGUGUGACCCAAAAAAUAAAACACUUAAACUUAACUCCACAAAUAUAACCUACAGUUCCUUAGUUAAAAUUGAUGAAACUUUGACAUACUCACCUUGUGCAGACAGUAAAAACAGGACAUGCUUAAGUUGUUCCACGAAAGUCACAGUGAACUCUAUGAUACCAUUUGCGGGAUAUUUAGAGUCUUUGGUGACUGAUGCGAUUGUGACCAACACUAGUACGGGACAAGAUGCCAUGGAAUGGGUCAUAGAGAAGAUUAAGACAGAGGCUGAAAGUGCUAUUAGAAGUAUGGAUGAAGUAUUGAAUACCAUUCACCCCAGCACUUUAUAACGACUGCUACCAUUAGUACUGUAAUGUGCCGACCAGGAAGGGUGAAGGACUUGUGCUGAUCUGUGAUAGAUUUUUAGAGACAACUUCAUAGUCCCACUUCGGGAGGCAGACUUUUAGGGAAUAUUUCUUAUUGUACGGGCAUGUGUUUUAUUACAAGUCUCAGGAUACAUGUGCCAUUUUCAUGACUUCCAAAGACACCAUACUUCAUUUUUGUGCUGAAAUGUUUUUCCUUGUUAGAAUGUUGAUGAUAAAUGUGAUUCAUGGAACCAUAGAUAUAAAAUUCUAUGGAGUGAGUAAUGUUCAUGAAUCUACUUUGUAAGUUGUUGUAAUGUAAAAUUAUGACUGAAUAAUGUCCCAGAAUUUAGCAAGGAAAUACUCAUUAUUGAAAAAACUUAAGAUUCAACUUUUAAAGGUAAUUUCCAGAUCCCUCAAAGGUUCAAUGACGUAGGGACAUCAGUCCAUCUGUCAAUGUAUCAAUGUUUUUUUUUUUCUGUUUCAAUGCUCCAUACCGACUAUCAAUCCUGAGUAUUUUAUUUAUUUCAUGUGCGUAACAUAACUAAAAAUUAAAUCAAUCUUUUGGAAUUC
Molecule: messenger RNA, 1213 nt
Organism: Ylistrum balloti
Lineage: Eukaryota; Metazoa; Mollusca; Bivalvia; Pectinida; Pectinidae
Product: protein slowmo-like
Exons: 6
Coding region: 56-628 (190 amino acids)
Biological process (GO): phospholipid transport
Cellular component (GO): mitochondrial intermembrane space
Molecular function (GO): phosphatidic acid transfer activity
Source: RefSeq, a predicted model, not a curated record